Molecule: messenger RNA, 1866 nt
Organism: Chaetomium globosum CBS 148.51
Lineage: Eukaryota; Fungi; Ascomycota; Sordariomycetes; Sordariales; Chaetomiaceae
Exons: 4
Coding region: 1-1866 (621 amino acids)
Biological process (GO): regulation of DNA-templated transcription; DNA-templated transcription
Molecular function (GO): zinc ion binding; DNA binding; DNA-binding transcription factor activity, RNA polymerase II-specific
Source: RefSeq, a predicted model, not a curated record
AUGGAUGCUUCAAUGACCCCGGCUUCAGAGGCCACCACCUCACAAGCCUCGACUCCCGUUCCUAGCAACCACAACAGUCACACGAUAAACACGGCGUCAAAUCCGAGCGGUCCGAACCAUGGCAAACCACCGCGCCGUAUCCUCGCCUGUGAACUUUGCCAGCAUCGCAAGAUCAAAUGCGACAGACACUUCCCAUGCGCCAACUGCACCAAGGUCCGAACCAUGAGAAAAAUGAUGGACGACGAGGAUUCCUACGAGACGAGUCCGGAAAGCAUGACCCCCGACGAUAACGCCGAGAUGCUGCUCGGCGGCGACAGCCCGGAAGUCAACCUCGCCGACCUCUGGCCUGCCCCGGCCCAGAUACUUCCCCUGUGGCAAGUGUAUUUGGACAGGGUGAACCCAUUAACCAAGAUCAUCCACGUUCCGUCGGUGCAGCCUUACAUGGCGGCCGUCAUUACCGACUCGAAAUCACUGCCUAGGAACGUCGAGGCGCUCCUGUUCUCCAUCUUUGUCAUGGCGGUCGUGGCCAUGACGCCUGACGAGUGCAAAAGCCUCCUCGGGAUAGCAAGAGAGGAAGCACUCCAGAGAUACUCGUCGGGGGUCCGGUUAACCCUGGUCAGGGUGGGCUUUCUCAGGUCUCACGACAUGAUCAUCCUCCAGGCCCUCGCGCACAGAUAUCCCUCCAGGGACCGGUACGACCGGCAUGCCGUCUGGAUCCUGGGUGGCGUUGCCAUUCGCAUCGCCCAAAAGAUGGGCCUACACCGCGACGGCACCACCCUGGGUCUCUCCCCCUUCGAGUCCGAAAUGCGACGACGCGUCUGGUGGCAGAUCAUCAUGACCGACGCCAAAUACGCCAUGUUCUCCGGGCUCAGUCACAACUUGCUGCCAAGAAACAGCGACACGCAGUCCCCCUCGAACGUCAACGACGCCGACAUCUUCCCGACCUCGGAGGAGCCGUUCCAGGACCGCGAGGGCCCUACCGAGAUGAUCUUCUGCCUGAUAACAUACCGGUUUGCCAGGUUCCUCAUGGAGAUGCCCGGUUUCGAAGGAGUGGUCAUGAUACCCGAGGACGAGUCGGCGUUGACGGGCUCCAAGGCGGCGCCCACGGCAGAGCAGCUAGCAACGUACCGUAGGGGGGUAGCGCGGCUCCGUGAAGACCUUAAGGCGAUUCUUGACAAAUACUGCGACUCGUCGGCGGGGCCUGUGCACGAGAUGGCACUCGCCAUGAAACACCACCUCUUCCAGAAACUCGACGAACUGAUGACCCCUCCCAAGGAGCAGCUCGACUGGGGGGGCGAGGUGAAGUCGGCGUCGGACAACACCUUCAAGAUUGCCAUCGGCACGCUGGAGCACAACGAGGCCAACUACAACUCCACCACCAACCACGGCUUCGCGUGGUUCUCUCUCCUGCACUUCCAGCUCGACAUCUUCAUGUACAUGGCCGGGCAGCUCUGCCGGCGCACCGAGGGCACGCUGGUGGGCGGGUCGCUGGUGGAGCGCGCGUGGCGGCAGGUCGGCGUCGUCUACUCGUUCCACCCGGAGCUCUUCGACAUGACCAACAAGAACUACCUGACGCUGGCCGUCUACGUGCUGCAGGCCUGGAAGAUGCGCGAGCAGCUGCUGCUCGCCAAGACCGCCCAGCCGGUCCCGACUCCCUUCUACGUCGACAAGCUGCGCCUCUGCCUGCCCGACCUCGAGUGCAAGGCCGAGCCCCCCGAGAUCGCCACGCCCACCACCAUCCCCUUCGAUGCCCCCGAGUUUGCCCCCGGCCGAGCUCUCGAUUUUGGCCAUGGACCCGCAUGCAGUCGUCUGUGGCUCCCCUGCUGUAACGUCUCGGCCUCGAUGCGGGAGCCAGGAGCCGCAUAA